UACACCGUGCCCUAUGCCGUCCCUCCCGGCUUCCUGCCUAGCCCGCUCCUGUCGCCUUCCACCAGCCUCGCUGCCUCUCAUGUCCCUCACUUCGUGCCAUAUGCCUCGCUCUUCACGGAGGAAGCUGCUCCUUCUCCCCAGACUACCUCUCCUACCCACACCUUCAGCAAAUCCACUUCUGCCAUCUCUCCGUCUGGCCAGGCACAGCACCACGCAGGGACUCAGCCACUAGAUAUGGCACCAGGUAGAAUUCCUGUUUAUUAUCAGAUGUCCCGCCUCCCACCGGGGUAUUCGGCAUACGAGACACCUGCAGCGGGUGGAAGUCCAGAUCGUCCUCAGCAAGACACUCAGCUGAGUUCAGAGGUGGUUGCUGCCAAUGGUGGACAGAGACAUCUGGAGCAUAACGUGGUGAGGACCAGUGAGGCUGUGGACUCGGCCAGCAGCAAAGCUGAAGAUGGUCUGCCAGGGGCUGCGGCAGGAUGUGUGGUCGAUGGACAGUUUCUUUCAGGUUACCAGACUUUGCACACAGAGGUCUCUGUGCCUGCACACAGAAGCACCCCAGAUGCUGAUCUGGAGGUGCAGAGGGUGGUGGGGGUGCUGGCGUCUCAGGAUUACCAUAUUCUGGCAGCCCAGAGGAAGGAUGACCUGAGCCCUUUAAACCUUUGCCAUAACAUCCCUGAUCAGCAGGGGGAGUCGAGGGACGCUUUGAGGAGCACCGCAGAAAGGGCUGCUGCUGAGAAAAGCCAGUCCAGGAGUCUGUUUGUAACGUCCCCUGAUGAGAUGGUUAGACAAAGACAGUUAACCAAAGGCAUGGUAAUAGCCAACGGCAAGCCAGUCCCAGUGCCCGUUGUGUCUGAGCCCAUCAGGUCUUCCUCUUCAGACGCCCUGGCGAGGCAGAGCCCGGAUGCGCAGGCUCGAGGGAGCACGCUCGAGAAGGACGUGACCCAGCUGCCACCACCCAGCUCCUCGCAUCUGCCCUCCCACUUCAUGAAAGGAGCCAUCAUCCAGCUGGCCACAGGAGAGCUGAAGCGAGUCGAGGACCUGCAGACUCAAGACUUCGUCCGCAGUGCUGAGGUGAGCGGGGGCCUGAAGAUUGACUCCAGCACUGUGGUGGAUAUUCAGGAAAGCCAGUGGCCUGGGUUUGUCACAUUGCAUUUUGUGGUUGGGGAGCAGCAAAGUAAAGUGAGCAUCGAUGUGCCCCCAGAGCAUCCCUUCUUUGUGUAUGGCCAGGGCUGGUCCUCCUGCAGCCCAGGGCGGACUGCGCAGCUCUUUGCUCUGCCUUGUCAUAGGCUGCAGGUGGGCGAUGUCUGCAUAUCAAUCAGUUUACAGAGCAUGAACGGCAACUCUGCUUCUCAGGCUAACUGCCCUCUCGCAGGUCAAUUGAUAUCUGCUAGAGAGAGACCUGAAAGAACAGCGCAGGGGUGCAGAGAGCCACCUGACAGGGCUGCCGAGAGGAAGAGCCACCCCGAAAGGGACAGUGCGGCGCAGGGCUCUCCCACAGAACCCUCUCAGCCUGAGCCUGGCAGUCAGCACAGCUGGGCAGCCCCAGGCUUCCAAAGAUACAGCGUGCAGGCAGAGGAGCCUCGGCCGUCCCUGCUCCGUCCCUCUUUCAUUCCCCAGGAGGUCAAGCUGUCUAUUGAAGGGCGUUCCAAUGCAGGAAAGUGAUCCCUGGAGGCUGUGAGCUGGGGUGCGCCCCACGCAUGAGUCUUGCCUGCACCGGGUGAAGAAAUUGCACAGACUUUGUGACAGGUUCACCAGUAAGGCUGCUCUCUGCCCUGCAGAACUGGAUUUGCUCCAGUUCAGUGGCUGACCAGAUCCUCUUGGGGAAUCAGGAGGGCUCUGGUGCCUCAGGGAGCAGCACAGACGA
Molecule: messenger RNA, 1867 nt
Organism: Tinamus guttatus (white-throated tinamou)
Lineage: Eukaryota; Metazoa; Chordata; Aves; Tinamiformes; Tinamidae
Gene: ATXN1L
Product: ataxin 1 like
Biological process (GO): anatomical structure development; regulation of DNA-templated transcription
Cellular component (GO): nucleus
Molecular function (GO): RNA binding; protein binding
Source: RefSeq, a predicted model, not a curated record